GAAAUUAGGGCUCUUGGUUAUAUAUCAAAAACCCCCCCAAAUUUAUCCCGCCAUUUUUGUGUGUGUGAGAUCGUCCAUGGCUAAUCAGAUAGAGAAUUUGUGGAGAGAAGUGAGAGAAUUGAGCUUAGGAACUGAAAUCGAUCAUCUUGCCUCUCCGCCGUCUCCGGUACAGUUUCUCCGAGAUUACGUCUCCCAGAGCAAGCCUUGCGUAAUCUCCAACGCAAUCGCUCAUUGGCCGGCUCUAAAACUCUGGUCGGACCCGGCGUACCUCACCGGAGCUCUGUCAAAUGACCUCGUCUCACUACACCUCACCCCUAACGGCUGCGCCGACGCCGUCAGUCAAGGGAGCACCGGAGAUCUCUGUUUCGCUUCGGCUCACGUCGAGAAGGUUCCGUUCCCGGAGGCUCUUCAGGCCGUUCGAUCGUCGUCUAAGGGAAAAAGUGUCGCUUAUCUGCAGCAGCAAAACGAUUGUUUCAGAACGGAGUAUUCGACGGUUGCUUCAGAUUGCGACGGCGACAUCUCGUGGGCUACGGAGGCGCUUGGUUGUUCGCCGGAAGCUGUGAACCUUUGGAUAGGCACUGAUCUCUCCGUGACUUCUUUCCACAAAGACCACUACGAGAACCUAUACGCCGUCGUUUCAGGGGAGAAACAUUUCCUUCUCCUCCCUCCCACCGAUGUACACCGCCUCUAUGUCCGACGAUACCCAGCCGCCAAUUACUCUUACUACCGAGAUAGUGAAGCGUUCAAGCUUGAGCUUGAGCAGCCAGUUAGGCAUGUGCCAUGGUGCAGUGUUGAUCCAUACCCUUCACCAGAGAGGGAAGCAAGUGAGAGAUUGAUAUAUCCAUUGUUCUUUGAAGGGCCAAUGCCGUUUCAUUGUACUGUCAAGGCUGGAGAGAUUCUUUACCUGCCAAGCAUGUGGUUUCACCAUGUUAGUCAAACCCCAGGAGAUGGUGGCUAUACUAUUGCGGUGAACUAUUGUAAGAGUUGUACUUCCUCUAUUUGUCUUCAGGGUAUGACAUGCAGUUCGACAUAAAGUACGCUUAUUUCAACUUCCUGCAAUCAGUAUCAUACGAGUCAUCUUCACUCAAUCCAAUUUUGUCGUGGAGAGAAGACGAAGAUUCGGAAUCCGGUGAUGCAGAUGUAUGAAGAGAUGAAAAAAAUUUGUUUGCUAAGUUUAUUAGUCAUAGUAGAAAGCCUGGAGAAGAUAUUAACUUUUCAUUUAGGACUAAGGAGAAGUGUCUGUAUGCUGUUUAUUUCAUCACUUGUCAUGCCCAUUGGUACUAUUCCAUGAGUUUUGUCUCCCAGAAAGUCUACAGAACCAUAGAAUCAUUGAAAAUUUCUGAACUGUAUCUCUUUCGUUGAUGACUUUAAGUAUAAAAGGGAUUAGUUUCUUGUGUCUUAAA
Molecule: messenger RNA, 1403 nt
Organism: Eutrema salsugineum
Lineage: Eukaryota; Viridiplantae; Streptophyta; Magnoliopsida; Brassicales; Brassicaceae
Product: jmjC domain-containing protein 7
Exons: 4
Coding region: 77-1033 (318 amino acids)
Molecular function (GO): 2-oxoglutarate-dependent dioxygenase activity
Source: RefSeq, a predicted model, not a curated record